This is a messenger RNA of Struthio camelus australis, 2469 nucleotides long. The record is from RefSeq and is a predicted model, not a curated record. Lineage: Eukaryota; Metazoa; Chordata; Aves; Struthioniformes; Struthionidae.
AUGAGGAGAGAAGUGGAAAAGAUUGUGACUGCAGUGAAGUUUUUACAGAAUCCUCGAGUCCGCCAAAGUCCACUAGCAACCAGAAGAGCAUUUCUCAAGAAGAAAGGCCUGACAGAUGAAGAAAUUGACCUGGCUUUCCAGCAGUCGGGCACUAGCACGGAUGAGCCACAGUCCCCAGGUCCUUCUGCACAGCUGGUGCCAAAUCAGCCCACUCACCCUGUGUUGUAUAGUCCACCUGCCUCCAGAUGGCGAGACUAUGGGGCUUUGGCUAUCAUAAUGGCAGGGAUUGCCUUUGGCUUCCAUCAGCUAUAUAAGAAAUACCUGCUCCCUCUCAUCAUGGGAGGCAAAGAAGACAGGAAACAACUUCAGAGGAUUGAGUCAAACAUUUCUGAGAUGAGUGGCAGUGUGACACAGACAGUGACUCAGUUACAGACAACUUUAGCCGCUGUUCAGGAACUGCUAAUACAGCAGCAACAGAAAAUCCAGGAGCUCACCCAAGAGCUGGCUGCUUCUAAGGCCACAACUUCCACCAACUGGAUUCUGGAGUCGCAGAAUAUUAAUGAAUUGAAAUCUGAGAUCUACUCAUUAAAAGGACUCCUCCUGAACCGGAGGCAGUUCCCUCCCUCCCCUUCGGCUCCUAAGAUCCCGUCAUGGCAGAUCCCAGUGAAGCCAAGCUCACCCUCCAACCCUGUUGCUGCCAACCAUAACAGCAGCAGUGACAUCUCGCCUGUGAGCAACGAGUCUACUACCUCAUCGCCAGUCAAGGAGAAUCACAGCCCUGAGGGUUCAAAGGUCAGCUGCCAUUUGCUGGGCACAGAGGAAGGCAACAAGGCAGUGAUAGACGUCAAGAGCCAAGUGCGGAUGGAGGUGCAAGGUGAGGAGGAGAAAAGGGAAAACAAAAGGAAUGAAGAGGAGGAAGAGGACGAUGAGGAUGAUGACGUGAGCCACGUGGACGAGGAGGAAUGUCUGGGCGUCCAGACUGAGGACCGGCGAGGAGGAGAUGGGCAGAUUAACGAGCAAGUGGAGAAGCUACGAAGACCUGAAGGGGCCAGCAAUGAGAAUGAGAUUGACUAAGGCACCCUGGCUGCUUCUUCAGCUGCUGUACAUCUUCCCUAGCCUCCUGCACUAUCCCUGGUGCCUCUCUCGUUUUGUGGAGAGAAGUGCCCCUCUCCCCUCCUGUGAUUCUUCCGUGAUUGACCUUGAGUAGGGUCAUAAUUGCCCAGCAAACAAGAUGGGCCCUGUUUCACCGCAGGGCUGUGCAGCAUUGCAGUGCAGUGGCUUCUUCUUCCCUCCCAGUCCCACCUUAUCCCCAUGAGCUGGGGUCGCUGCCUAGGCUGGAAGACCAAUCGCCUUACCAUGCACCACAGCUCCAGAAAUAAGUCACCUUACAAAAAAAUCCAGCAUCUCUCCCGAAGUGGUCAGCCUCUUCACUGCAUCCUAGAGUGAUCCUCUCCAGUCUCAGAAACCAGUCUGUCCUGAGCUCUUCUAUUUCACAAGCCUUUAAUCCCACGUAAGUCCUGAACCAGUUCUCUCUAUUUUCUAAAAUACCCCUGUUUUAUUUCUCAAAGUAAUUGACGUUCCAUCUUAAAAUCAGAAAGUUUUAACCCUGAAUUCCUCACUUGAUAUCACGCUCAGCCGCCCACUUCCAAGCCUUAUGUCAAGCCUCAAAUUCCUGAGAUUACCCAGCAUUGGAAAACACUAAAUUUUUUUGUGGGGUCCAAAGACCAUUAUUCCCACCGCACAUGCUCCCUUCCACUCCUCAAAGUGGCCUCUUGCUAGAGAUCCAAGUCCAAGUUUCAUGGCUACAGUAAAAUGUAUGCGAACAGGUGGCUUUGUUACCAAUUACUCCCCAGUGAAAGAAGGCUUUAAAAGAUGACCCCCCCUCAUCCCAGUUAUUACCCUUUAUCCUCCAAAGGCAAACGGAGCUCACGUCAGUUUUUGACAUCUUAACGUCUAUUUAUAGCUGCCCUGAAUGAAUGAGGUGAUACCAGAUGCUGAAAUAGUUGGUUAAUUCUGAAUGCUCGCAAUGGUUCUUAACCUGGUUUUCUCCCUAAAUGAGGAGAAAACCCUUCUUAAAUGAUCAUCUAAGACCUGCAGCUACACAAUGACAGGUGCCUGCUUCAGCAAAGCAGUGUUUGCAGAAGAAAGAACAAUUCCAGCUCUGAGGUACACCGCUAUCCUUUCUUGCCCAGCCCAGCCUUUUUUCACCCCAUUGGGGCUACACACAGAAUAAAACAGUGAAUUUUGAAACCUCUCAUUUGCAGCAUUGUAUUCUCAGCUGGUAAAACGGUGGUGUCCAAUUAUUAUUCACUGCAUCAGAGCCUCUUAGCAGAGCAAUUCCUGUAACAUCUGAGUCACCCUCUCCUCACCAAGCAAGCGUGCUCGUCCGUGUGAUCAUGUAUAGAUUUAAAAUAUAAAAUACGAUUGUAUAUAAUUGUAAUAAAUAUGAGUUACCACUAUUUAACACCA